AUGCGCACGCAUACCAAAGGCAGCUCAUCGGGGCGACAAGCGCCAUUGAAGGAUAGCAAAGUCCAUGGCCCGACCCAGAAGACUCUGAAGACGGCCCAACUCAAGCCCUUGGCGUCUCUUCCCCAGCAUCUCUGGAUGGGAGAUUUUACCGUCGACAAAAGAGCCGUCAGAGCUGUUGCUCGCAGGAGAUUAUUUCUAACUCUGUUUCUAUUGGAAAGCGUAUCAGGCCCGCUCUCCUCGAGCGUAGAAAAAUCCGCUUUUGUGGACGGCCUACAGGCCAAGAUAGAAGCCCAGCUUGCCGCCUUCCAGAAACAGCUGCGUGAAAAUAUGCACGCCGAGUUACAAGCCUUCCGGAACGCAAGAUCGACCCCUGCUUAUACUAAACUUAUUUCACUUCCAGUAGAUAUUGUCGAGAUUAAGAGCGAGAGCGAGAACGAGGAUGACCAAUGUCCCGUACAGUCUCGAGCACUUUCAAACGCCGAUCUCAAGAGCGAGGAUGAUGGGCCAGAUGCUUCUGGUUUGGGACACCCGGACCAGCCAGAAUGGCUGAAGCAAACAGUAGAGGAUCUUUCCCUGAUACUCAGCCAAGCCCUCAACCCGAAUUUUCAUCAAGAUCAGCAUUCCAAGAAAGCCCAGCUCUCGCCGUUCCGCAACAAAAACCGAACACCUUCUGCCUCGCCGCCCAAGUCAACAUGGCUCGAGACUGUCUUGCAUUUAUAUUUCGGUACAUUCCGAGAUUCGCGUGAUGCGGACCGGCUCUGUGGGAGCGAGAUGACUCUUGUUAAUCGCCACUCCAAGGAAUACUGGGCUGAGCAGCUAGAUCAAAAUUAUGGCGCCAAAUCUAGAAUAGCACUCAGCACUCUGAUUUUCAAGUGGCCCGAGAAUGCCGUCGGGUGGAUACACAAAAAGACAAAAAAACUCGUACCAGCUCGAGAAGAAGAGCUCGGAAAACCGAUGAUCCAAGAAAUUACUACAAACACUAAGGAGGAAGCGCAGGAAAUCACGGUUGAAGAAGUGAUGGAUGCCUGGGAUAGAGUACUGCUUCCUGCCCGCGGAACCGAACUGGAUAUCGUUUAUUGCAAUCUCUCUAACGAGAACUUAUCGAUAGGUUCAAUCUCGGCUCUCCAGACUCUCGAAAGAGCUAGAGGUUCGUAA
Messenger RNA from Drepanopeziza brunnea f. sp. 'multigermtubi' MB_m1, 1155 nucleotides. The record is from RefSeq and is a predicted model, not a curated record. Lineage: Eukaryota; Fungi; Ascomycota; Leotiomycetes; Helotiales; Drepanopezizaceae.